Messenger RNA from Sparassis crispa, 1986 nucleotides. RefSeq names its product RabGAP/TBC protein. The transcript is spliced from 7 exons. Lineage: Eukaryota; Fungi; Basidiomycota; Agaricomycetes; Polyporales; Sparassidaceae. The record is from RefSeq and is a predicted model, not a curated record. The coding region runs from base 1 to 1986 and encodes 661 amino acids.
AUGGACUUCGACGACGACGAGGACGUCGUCGCACGCGCGAAGAGCUCUCCUCCAGCCCACUUCGCCUUCGAUGAUGCCUUCUCCGAUACCGACGACUCGCUCGAGUUCUCUCCCGAGGCUAUUCGCGAAGACAUGGCGAAGAAUCUAGGUGCGACCAGCAGCUUUCAUGCAGACCAUGAAGAGAUGCGGGCUUUCGCCGUCAAGAUUGGAUUUUCCGUCGAUCCUGAUGCCUCGGUAUCGACGCUCGAUAUGCAUACACCGUCCAGGGUGCAUCCCCCACCACCGCCCCCGAUGCAGCGUUCGUUGUCAGAUGCCUCGGAAUUUCCAUCUCAUCCGUCCGAGGACGACUCCUUGUACGACAUUCAGCUGUCCAACCAUCUCUCUGAAGUAACUCUCUCCGACGAUGGGUCCUCACCUUCACCUUCACCUCAACCUCAAGAAGCGGAGCACGACCAUGAAGCCGCCCAAAACCAUACCGCAGCAUACCCUGCCGUACAGAUCGACGUCGCAGAACCUCAUCCUGUCGUUUCAGAACUGCAGGCUACGCCAUCAUCCGGGUCCGAGCAAGAUGUCCUCGCCGAGUUACCUUCCCGCUCCGUUUCGCACGACGAAUUCCGGUCUCGCACACUGGCGUCGCCUGCUAGUGCUGCGUCGACCUCAUCUCUACCCCUUCCCACUUCGACAUCACUCCCAAACCCCAAGUCACCGACGUCAAAUGCUUCCAAUACCUCCAAUAUCUCCAGCACCUCCAAUGCCUCAAACGCUUCCAAUGUCUCUCACGUCUCCAACGCUUCCAAUACCUCUACUAUUUUCUUUCACCGAUCCGCUCGUUCCAUGGGCCCCAGUGCCCUUGACAAGGUCAUCAGCAAGACGCGUCCACCGUUCCUCCCUCCAAAGAGUCGCAAGGAGGACCGGAAGCACAUGGCGGACUGGGAGACCAUGAUGAAGCGCAGCCGAGCGGCGGAGGAGAAACGACGCAAAACAUUGCAGCACCGAAGACUGGAACGCGAGAGAAGGAUCGAGGAGUCCAUCCACAUCUGGCAGCGCGAUAUCGUGCCAGAUUGGACAGUCGUGCAUCGGGACCCAGCAUCUAGGAAACUCUGGUGGGAAGGCAUCCCGACGAAACUCAGGGCUUCGAUGUGGCAGAAUGCUGUCGGAAAUUCACUCGUCCUCGGAAAAGAUGCUUACAAGACAUCUUUAUCGCGAGCAAAACGCGCGCUUGCGUCAGGUACUUUUCCGACGACGGUGCUUGGCUUGCUGGAAGACGACAUUGCGUCGACACUUCCUUCCCUCCAUCUCUUUCGCCCAGAAGUUGGCCCGCUAUACGAGGACCUCAAGGAGAUGCUAUGUGCAUGGGUCGUUUCCCGCUCAGAUGAAGGCUUGGGUUACGUCCCAGGAGUUGCGAAGAUUGCGGCCAUGAUCUUGAUCAAUAUGUCUCCUCCACAAGGGUUCAUUGUCAUGAGGAAUCUCCUAGACCGACAUUGUUUGCGGUCAUUCUAUGGUGGGAUGGCUUCGAGGGACGCCGUUGAAGCAUACUAUAGAAUUUUUGACACUCUAUUGGCCGAUGGGAUGCCGAAGAUAUACUUCAACUUCAAACAGCACCAAAUAUCGCCAGACGCUUACCUGCCUGACUGGUUAAUACCGCUUUUCCUGGAUCACCUUCCCUUCGAAGCGUGUGCUCGAAUAUGGGACAUCAUCCUACUUGAAGGGGAUGCAUUCUUGUAUCGUGCAGCAUUGGCAAUAUUAGCCGUAUUGGAACCUCGGCUGUUCUUCCCGGAUAAGAACGAGCUCUUAGAGCUGCUGAAGGGAGAGAACAAGGCUGCUCUGGAGGUGGCAAAGCGUGACGGGCUUCCCCUCAACGGUGCCAAGUACGAAAUUUACGGUGUGGAUGAAGAGACGCUCUGGGAGCGCAUCGAAAGCAUGGACGAGUGGUGGAGAGCGAGUACGUGGACUAGGCUCAUCCAAAGGGAACUACCAGACUUGUAA